GGGUUAGUGAUUAGUUGUUGUUUUUUUUAUAUUUUCUUGUUCAAAGAGGUCUACACAAUCCACAGUUGCUAGAAACCGCUUGAGCGUCAAAAUGGCGAUGGAACCCUUGUGGGAAGAUCGUGAUGUCCGUUUUGACAUUAGCUCUAGCCAAAUGAGGCUAAGGCCGGGAGAAAAGCUAAUUGAUCAGUUAGAUGCUGUGGAAGAUACAAAAGGAAACAAUGGAGACAGGGGUCGAUUGAUGGUCACAAAUCUCAGAGUACUCUGGCAUUCUCUUGAAAUCCCACGAGCAAAUUUAUCCAUUGGUUUCAAUUGUGUUAUUUCAAUAACUACAAGAACUGCUCAGUCUAAAUUACGUGGAACUGUGGAAGCUUUAUACAUUCUCUGUAAAUGUGGCUCAACUCGCUUUGAAUUCAUUUUUACAAAUUUGGUCCCAGGAUCUCCAAGAUUGUUUAAUUCUAUCAUGUCAGUGUACAGAGCUUAUGAUACUUCAAAACUUUAUCGAGAUUUAAAACUUCGUGGGGCUUUGAUAAAAGACAAACAAGUUAGACUUCUACCACAAGAACAAGUGUAUGAUAAAGUGAAUGGAGUCUGGAACUUAUCAAGUGAUCAGGGAAAUCUAGGCACUUUCUACAUCACAAAUGUCAGACUUAUGUGGCAUGCUAAUAUCAAUGAGUCUUUUAAUGUCAGCAUACCCUAUUUACAAAUGAAAUCAGUAAAAAUAAGAGAUUCCAAGUUUGGUAUAGCCCUUGUUGUAGAAACAUCUCACAAAAGUGGAGGCUAUGUUCUUGGCUUUAGGAUUGAUCCUCAGGAGAAACUUCAAUCCACAACCAAAAUGAUUCAGAAUUUACAUAGAGUCUACAGCGCUUGUCCAAUAUUUGGUGUGGAGUAUGAAAUUGAUGAUCAGCCUCAAGUGACUGAGUCAAUGACACGCGCGCCAGUACAAGAUGAUGUGGAGGUUGAGUAUGAUGGACACACAGAUGCAUUUGCGGCUUACUUUGCUGAUGGAAACAAAGACCAAGACAAGGAAGCAGUGUACUCAGAAGAGCUGGGAUUAGCCAUUGAAAAACUAAAGGAUGGUAUUACAAUAGCUGGACUUUGGGAAGUGAUUUCACCAACUUGAGAAAUAAGUUGCAAUGUUAUCUUGUUGGUUUAGGUAUAUCAUGUGAUAACAUUUUAUAGUUUAAAUUUUUUAGUGUAUAUAAUUUAUAUUUAUAAAAGUUGACACUUAUAAUAAUAAGUUGUUAGCACAUUAAUUAGUGCUUUUUUCUUAAUAAAUCAGACAUAGAAUGUUUGGCACAAGUGUGUCACUUUGAUAUAUUUAUUGAUUUGUUUUGUCCAUCUAGCUCAGCUGGUACAAAAUCGUGUUCUCAAUCCUGUAUUUAACACUAGUGUAUGUCUCUGUACACACUAGUGUAUGUUUCUGUACACACUAGUGUAUGUCUCUGUACACACUAGUGUAUGUCUCUGUACACACUAGUGUAUGUCUCUGUACACACUAGUAUAUGUCUCUGUAUACACUAGUGUAUGUCUCUGUACACACUAGUGUAUGUCUCUGUACACACUAAUGUAUGUCUCUGUACACACUAGUGUGUGAAUGUUAGAAACCCAAAAUGAAAAAGUGUCUUGAGUUUUUUGUCUUUUUUUUAGUUGCAAAAUAAUGUAGAUUUAGACCAUGUAAACUGCAAGAUAAGUUAUUUAUCUUAAGAACAUUGAAACCUUUUUGACUUAUUGUAUGUAAAUAUUGUGAAAGUAAACAGAAAGCUGUGACUAGUUAAAAAUGAAAUGAACAAUUGUAGCAAUUAAUUGACAUUGAUUUUCCAAGUUUAAGUUUUAUAUUUGUGUAUUGUAUAUCUAUUGUGUGAAGUCAUAAGAAUUAUUUACUUAACAUAUAGACUCAUUGGAUAGUGCUCAUUUAUUUGGUUUUCAUGUUUGAUGUUCCUUCAGAAUUGAAGAUUAUUACAUCCUAGCUCGCACCUCACACACAUUGAUGGCAGGUAGAGUUUGAAUCCUGACCAUCAAGGCACAAGUGCAGGGUGCAUGCCCCACAACCAGGCUGACAUCCAAAAAUAUUAAAAAAAAAAAAAGACAAUAAUUUUUUUAUUUAUUGUGAUAAAAUCAAGCUUUCAUAGUAAAAUAAAUAAUAGUUCAAUCAAUAGACUGGAGGUAAUUACAUGCAUACAAGGUCUUUACAAGUUAUAUUUUUAGCUGUAAAAAAAAAAAUUUUUCCAAGAUCUCUAUCAUUUUUAUUUUAAUCUUUUUAAAUGCUCUUGAAUGUUUUAGAUUCAGUGCAAUUCAUAUGCAAUUCAUAUUUUGACAAAAUUCUUUUCAGCAUUCCGUCCAUAAUAUCAUUUUCCAGUUUAAAUAUUGCAUAAAACUUUUAUAUAUUUCUAUGACUCAACUUCUCUAAGAGCCUCAACAUUUGAUGCCUAGAACUACAGAAUUAAUUUUUUUAUAUUUAGCAUCUGCAGAAUUGUGAAAGAAAGAAUGAACAUUUCAAUGAAAUAAUUAAAAAGCAAGACUUUGUUUUUGUUUUAGAUAGGAAACAGAGAACAAAUAAUGGAUCACAGUUUAAAACCAGUUAGGAAUUACUUUUGUGCUUAUUAUUUUAGAAAAAAAAUUAUUAAUGGAAAAAAUAUUCUCACCAAUAAGUUAGAUGUGAGUCAUGGAUGAAAAAAAAAGUUUUUUGAAAUAAUUGCUGUACUAAAACCAGCAAGUUAUCUCAAUAAUAUGAUGCUUAAGUCAAAAACAAGUGAAAGCAUAAAAAUACAGUGUCAGUUAGUCAUAAUUAUGUACAGUUGUUCAUCAGUCCUUUAAUAAAUCAUAUAUAAUUAAACAAAAUACUGGAAGCAUAAGUUGUAGAAAAUUUCUUAGGCAUAAAAAAAAUGUAUCAGCAGAAGCAUCAGUUACUGAUCACAUCACAUAGACUUCAUAUGAAAAGCAUGAAAGAUCUUAAUUAGGUCACACUGAAUCUUUUUUUUUCCAGUGUGUUGAGACAAGAAGAGUUUUCUGUCCCACUUGCAGCCAACCUAGAGAGCAAAUGAACUGUUAUAAUACUUUGUUGUACAUUUAGCUUUAAUGAUCAUCUAGAUUGGCACAUGUAAAUGAAAUCUUUUUUAAAAUGAACAUUUUAAAACUAAAAAAUAAAUCAAAUACACUUUGUAUCUGGAUCUCUAAAUAUUUAGAAAUAAUAAUUUCCUGAUAAUUUAAUUCCUUAGACAAUGUUUGGUAUAUACGUUUUGCUAAUACUACUUAACUCCAAUAUAUUUAUAGGAUCUAUCAAAUACAGUUUGAACUUUUGUAUCCAUACCUCUUAUUGACCAAAGAAUGAUGCUUUGGUUUUCCUAUAUUUUAAUUUUUUUUUGGAGUUUUUUAAAGCGGAAAAGAGAAGAAGGUAUAGUUAAAUUACGUCUGUCAACUAUCUUCUAUGAAAUUUGGUUAAAAAAAAGAGACUGAUUGAUACAUUAUUCAAAUAAUAUAUAUA
Biomphalaria glabrata is the source of this 3481-nucleotide messenger RNA. Its product is annotated as Bardet-Biedl syndrome 5 protein-like. The record is from RefSeq and is a predicted model, not a curated record. Gene Ontology annotation, cellular component: BBSome; ciliary basal body. NCBI's taxonomy places the organism in Eukaryota, Metazoa, Mollusca, Gastropoda, Planorbidae. Gene Ontology annotation, biological process: cilium assembly; intracellular transport. Bases 92 to 1120 code for a protein of 342 amino acids. Gene Ontology annotation, molecular function: phosphatidylinositol-3-phosphate binding. The transcript is spliced from 12 exons.